CAGCAUCUCAAGCUCCACCCUCUCCUGACACACCUGAGAAACCAGGAAGCAUCUGUUCCUCCCUGAAGAGACGCAGGCUGAAAACCAGACGAUCACAUUCACCUUCCAAACCAAACUGAACCAAACCAGACCAGACGUCCUGAGUGAGUCCAGCUACAGGAGAGAAGAGUCAAACUACAACCUGCCGACGCUCAUCAUCAUCACCUCAGUGUGUAAGCUCCUUCUGUUCAAAGCACCUGAUCAUGGGACUGUUUCCACGGUGUUCACUUCCUGCUGCUGACUAUUCCUCUGCUCACUUUAGAUGUUAUUUCAUUCUAAUUUACUCAUUUGUGUUUGUUUCUCUUUAAAUCUCUCCUGGUUUGUAUGUAAGUGUGUGUGUGUGUGUGUGCAUGUGUGUUUAUUUGUGUGUGUGUGUGUGUGUGUGUGUGUGUGUGUGUGUGUGUGUGUAUGUAUUAAUGUUGUUUAGUGAGUUCACGUCACCUCAUAUUCAUUGAUAUCACAUCUCUGUUUUCAUAUCUUGUUGUAUAAUGUUCUAAAGUAUGAAAAGCAUGAUGGUCUUUUAGUCACUAAGUAAUUAUCUGUCUUUGUUACUUUAAUCUCUCAGAAUCAAACACACACAUCAACUUCUCUCCUCUUUAAACCUGUGAUUAAUAAUAACUUUGAUUUUAAAGAUAGUUUAUGACACUUUCUUUGAAUCAGUGUCUUGUGUUUCCUCUCUGUGAAUCAGCCUCUGGCUCACAGGGACUGAGAGGAGGUGGCUCCACCCAACAUGUUCACUCCUGAACUGCAAAGAGCUUCCGUGUGUUAUAAACAAUAUGGUUCCCUCAUCACUGUGGAGCUGCUCGCUGCCCUUACUGCUCUCACGUCCAUUUCUCUCUCUGUGCAGUCGAGGGCUGAGCUCCGCUUCAUCAUCGACAGUGAAACUUGGUUAUUUGUUGCAUUGAAGAGUUGAUGUUUCUAAGAACUUGACCCUGAGAGGAUCAGACAUGAGUGUGAGACCAUAUCAGGAGACGAGGCUGUAAUUUACUGGAGAUUGUUGGUUUAAUGAAGAGUUGACAACUUGUACAGUUUGUAAAUCAUCAGUUAAAUGUGAGUUUCAAGAAGUAAAGUGAGACAGUGCAGCUGUCGGUAUGGGAGAAAAGUCAGUGACCAUCAACGACCAUUAAAGACAAACCAGACUGCUGUUGGGAAAAGGUCACAGGUGAGUGUGUGUGUCUGUGUGUGUGUGUGUGUGUGUGUGUGUGUGUGUGUGUGUGUGUGUGUGUGUGUGUGUGUGUGUGUGUGUACGCACAUUGAGAUAAAACCAACCGCAUUACUGCAGCAUUGGAAAACAUUUCAUCACAAAAUCUAUAAACGUGUGCUGGUCCGAGGGAAGCUCACCUGGAGGCUGAUGUGUUUAACAUAAAUUAUCUUUACUUUUGUAUAAACAAUAAAGAUAUGUGCAGUGUGAGAAUAUGUGUAGUGAUUGUAUCGCACAGGCAGAUGAAUCAGGCACAGUUCAGGGUUAAAGUGUUAGAGUGCAGUCCAUAAGGGAGUGGCAUAGUUUUUCACUGGCAGCAGAGCUGCUUUACAUUUGUUUCAGGUUUUACAGGUUUUAUCAUCCAGCAUCUCCAGCUCCACCCUCUCCUGACACACCAGAGAAACCAGGAAGCAUCUGUUCCUCCCUGAAGAGACGCAGGCUGAAAAACAGACGAUCACAUUCACCUUCCAAACCAAACUGAACCAAACCAGACCAAACGUCCUGAGUGAGUCCAGCUACAGGAGAGAAGAGUCAAACUACAACCUGCCGACGCUCCACACACUGACCCUUCACCUGGAGACUCAAUGGCUUCCAGAUUAGAAGAGGAUCUCUGCUGUCCUGUCUGCCAUGAUGUCUUCAGAGAUCCUGUUCUUCUGGCAUGUAGCCACAGCUUCUGUAGAGACUGUUUGAAGAGCUGGUGGAAAGACAAAGAAGAAAAAGAGUGUCCACUUUGUAAGAGAAGAUCUUCAAAGUCAUUACCACCUGUUAACCUGGCGUUGAAGAAACUGUGUGAGACCUUCUUACAGGAGAGAGAUCAGAGCUCUUCACCUGCUCUCUGCAGUCUGCACUCAGAGAAACUCAGACUCUUCUGUCUGGACCAUCAGCAGCCAGUGUGUCUCGUCUGCAGAGAUUCAGAAAAACACACCGGCCACAGAUUCAGACCCAAUGAUAAAGCUGCACAACAACACAAGAAGCAGCUUCAGGAAACUCUGGAGCCCUUGAAAAAGAAGUUACAGAGUUUUGAACGUGUUAAAGUCGAGUUUGAACAAACAGCCAAACACAUUAAGGUCCAGGCCGGACUCACAGAGACGCAGAUCAAGGAGCAGUUUAAAAAGCUUCAUCAGUUUCUGGAGGAGGAAGAGGAGGCCAGGCUGGCUGCACUGAGGGUGGAAGAGGAGCAGAAGAGUCGGAUGAUGAAGGAGAAGAUUGAGUCUCUGAGCAGAGACAUAACGUCUCUUUCAGACACAAUCAGAACCACAGAGGACAAGCUGAGAGCUGAAGACUUCUCGUUCCUGCUCAACUACAAGGCUGCAGUGGAACGAGUCCAGCAGCGCCCCCUGCUGGGUGAUCCACAGCUGGCCUCAGGAGCUCUGAUAGACAAGGCCAAACAUCUGGGCAACCUGAGCUUCAACAUCUGGAACAAGAUGAAGGACUUGGUGUCCUACAGUCCUGUGGUUCUGGACCCUAACUCUGCUAGUACAGACCUCGUCCUGUCUGAAGAUCUGACCAGUUUGAGACUAGGAGAGGAACAGAAGCUUCCUGACAAUCCAGAGAGGUUUGAUACUCUCGCCUCAGUCCUGGGAUCUGAGGGUUUUAACUCAGGGACUCAUAGCUGGGACGUCCUGGUUGGAGACAGUACAAUCUGGUACCUAGGUGUGUCAGCAGAGUCUGUCCAGAGGAAGGGAGGGGAUCUGAGUGGAUUACGGGGAAUAGGGUUCUGUGGAGGUAAAUACUCAGCAGUGUCACCAUCAGGAUCAUCUGUUCUCUCUGUGCAGAAGAUCCAGAGGGUCAGAGUGAAUCUGGACUGGAACAGAGGAGAACUGUCGUUCUUUGAUCCUGAUACUAACAAACACAUUCACACCUUAAUGCACACUUUCACUCAGAAGAUGUUUCCAUGCUUUAACACUGGAGAUGAUCAUCAUCACCAAUUGAAGCUGUUACCUGUGAAAGUCUCUGUGACUCUGGAUCAGAGCCGUUAGAGAUAAAGAUUUUAUUCAUCAUGUUUAUUUCUUCAAGAGAAAUCUUCUGAAUUUAAAAGUUAAACUUGUUAUUCUAAAGCUUUGUUUAUUUCUCAUUUUACUUCUCACUCAUUUUUAUUUCUCAUGUCGACUUUUCCACGUGUGUAAAAAGAUUUGAUUAUUUUCUGAUCUUUAUCUUUGGUUUGUUUUUUACUUUCAUGGAAAAUGUUUUCUAUCAUUUAGAUUUUGUGUGGAUCCAUGAAGUCGAGCAAACUGAUGAAGAUCCACAUAAAAACACAUUUAUCAAUAACAGCUGAUCAUUGUUCACAUUCAACAAACUUUAUUAAAACUCACACUUGAGACAUGAUUCAUGUUUAAUCACAUAAAGUCUGUUCACAUGUGAAAUAAUCCAACAUAUAUGAACAUUUGUCUGUUUGAUGUAAUGAAGCCAAAAUGAUUCUUUCUGUAAAAGUAUUUAUUCAACAGCAGCCGAGUGAUGUGAUUUUAAUAUUGUGAUCAAAAUAAUAAAAACUAUGAAACAGAAA
Molecule: messenger RNA, 3743 nt
Organism: Platichthys flesus (European flounder)
Lineage: Eukaryota; Metazoa; Chordata; Actinopteri; Pleuronectiformes; Pleuronectidae
Product: nuclear factor 7, brain-like
Exons: 2
Coding region: 1825-3219 (464 amino acids)
Molecular function (GO): zinc ion binding; protein binding
Source: RefSeq, a predicted model, not a curated record